Messenger RNA from Lodderomyces margitis, 2655 nucleotides. RefSeq lists its product as uncharacterized. The coding region runs from base 1 to 2655 and encodes 884 amino acids. NCBI's taxonomy places the organism in Eukaryota, Fungi, Ascomycota, Pichiomycetes, Serinales, Debaryomycetaceae. The record is from RefSeq and is a predicted model, not a curated record. The transcript has a single exon.
AUGGAUACAACAGGAUCAAGUAAUGGCCAGGAAAGAAGGUCAGUUACUCCACAACCGCAGCAGCCCCAGACGCAGCAGCAACAUGAUUUACGCCUAAACAAUGCUCCAUCUCAUAGGCCAAUUGGGGGAAUUUGUGAUCCAAUCCAACAUAAAAUGGUCCAUCCAGCUACUGACUCAGUAGCACAACCACUGUCACGGGGGGAUAGAGGCUAUCAAGAAUAUACAAUCCUUCCAUCGCUGGAACCACCUCGAACACCUUCACCACAAACACUUGCUCCGCGAACUUCCUCAAAUCAAGCAGGCACAUUUGCAAACUUUCAAUUACCCAAUGACAUUUUGAAAAACUUGACUCCUAUUAUCAAAUCCCCUCCGAAAGAUAAAUCAAAACAACUUACUCGUAGAAAAGCGUACAUACGUAAUGUGCAAUUAAAAGUUAAUACCAAGAAUAACCGAGUUCGAAAACAAUUGAAGGAUUGGAAAAGGCAGCAACUGGAAUAUACUCAGUAUCAGAGCGCCAAAUUGACGGAGCUGCUACAACGGGCUAAAUUACGAAGGGAUGAAUAUUUAAGAAUGGUCAAGGAAAAGGCCGUCAGGUUCGUAAAGGUUGAGGAAGAUGGUGUGCCCCAACCUGGAACAGAAAAAAGUUUAUUGCCUCCUUUCCUCCAAACAAGCUCGUUGCAGUCACAAUUUUGGCCAUUACGACAAGAUGCAGCAGCACGUCAAAGUCUCGUUUGUUUUCAAAAGUUGUGCAAGGAAUUUGUAUACAAAAGACAUGUUGCGUUUCUUCAAAACUCAGGAUUCCUAAGCAAAUUCAAGUCCAUGCCAUUCAAUCAAAUCUUGAUUUGUUUCAAUACUGAAUCCAGUAUUAAAAUGAGUAUAUCUUUCAUUUUAAAACAUUUGGGGAUUGUCAAAUCCCAAUUUGAGUUAAAAAUGUUUCAUUAUUCUUUUAUCAUGAUUGCCGAUUUUAAUGAUUGCAUGCUCAAUGGACCUCAUCCUGGGUUCAACUACAAUUCAGAAAUGAAAACUAAGAGUCAGGAAAAGACAGCUACAGCAAAAAAUUGCAUAUGGGUUCUACUCUAUAAACUUACAAGUUGUUUGUUGCAAGAGUUUGAGCACAUUAUUGACAUUUCGCCAAGAGUUCUGCAAAAGCUUUGGAAAUAUUGGAAUGAUUACAAGUUUAUCUUUAAAAUUUUCAAAUGGAAUCAUUUUGUUGGUAUCAAGCACUUGUUGUGCAGCUCAAUCUCAAUAGUGGAAGAGCAAAUCUCACGUAUAUCUGACGAUGAAGAUUUGCAUAACCAACGAAACAAAUUAAAUUUGGAAUUAUCGUUGUUGAACAAGUACGAUUUGGAAACAUUGAAGGAAUUCAAUGAAUCACUACAAGCUACACAAUUUACAUCCUCAAUUUACAAUACAGUGGAUGAGUUGUACACCAAUUUUGGCACCAAGUCGCCCAGUUUUAUUCAAAAUCAAUCAAAUGUUAUAUGUUUUGAUUUGUUAAAGUUUUAUUUACCAGAUUUCAUUGGCAUUGAUAAAUGGAGAAGGCAUUGGUUGAAUGUAUACCUCAACGAAUUUGAAUCGAAUCGACUGCAUCCUAGUGAGUUAAAAACAGGCUAUCUAGGUGAAGUUGGAAGCAAGCCACGCAACGUCGACUACAUCAAUUUAGUUGAUUCGUUGAUGGAUUUGGAACAGUUUUCCCUAACUCAGACAUAUGAAAUUUUAUACGAUUACUAUUUGGAAUUUUCCGGUGUGUACUCGUUACCUGGUGUUGUUGAUGGUUUUGAUGGGUUGAAAAAAGUACAAAACUUGAUCAAUCAUUAUGACAAGCAAAACAAAUUGGCACAGUUUAAGCAUUCCAACAUGGAUGAUGACGAAAUAUUGCAGCUCAAGUAUACAGUUAUUAUUAUGUGGCUACAAAAGUGUCAAUUCAACAAGUUUGAUGAUUUUGCCAAUUUUGAAAAUUUGUACACAAUUAUCAAUUUAAAAAAUUUCAAAAACUUGAGGUUUUCCAUCUACACCCAGAAUCCAAAUUUGUUAUUUCCAGAGUUUUAUAAACUAAUCAUGAAGUUUAGCUCUUUGGAUGUGGAGACACAAUUGCGGAAUAUUGUUUAUGCGUCAUUUAAGAACAAUUUAAACAAGUUAUUUCGAUCUAGACCGAACUUUAAUCAAGAAGCUUUCAAUCUUUUCACUCGGAUCUUCAACCAUAUGAUUGUUGAUAAGGAGUUUGAUAAUGAAUUGAGUGCCACAUUUAGGGAUAAUUUUAGUCACUACCAUACAAGGUUGACGAAACUUGUCGAGAUGAACAGCUUGUCUAUAAUGUUUCAUUCGUACACAGGAGGCCAGCUAUCGGCAACUGGCCUAGAAUCUGUGGUCAUUGACUUAGAUCUGCUUUCGAACAAACUGUUUGUUACAUAUUAUAAAAACCACGGAAAGAAAAUUCGUAUCUUGCUACUUGAUAAAUGGCAAGAUAUCAUGAACGGGAUGGCUGAUGGUCGUAUCGCUUUGACCAAUUUGGGUAAUCAUUUGCAACCAAUCUUUGCUGAAUGUACACAAGACAUGGUUCUUGUAUCAUUGGAAAUUUACAAAUUUAAUCAGUUUUUAUACAAAACGUACAAUCCUAUUUUGAAUUGGAUUUACGAAGAUGUGGGGACAGGGUAG